Molecule: messenger RNA, 2877 nt
Organism: Eimeria acervulina
Lineage: Eukaryota; Apicomplexa; Conoidasida; Eucoccidiorida; Eimeriidae
Exons: 12
Coding region: 1-2877 (958 amino acids)
Source: RefSeq, a predicted model, not a curated record
AUGACUAGCGACUCCAAGGGCCUCAAAGGGGCCCAGGGGGGCCCCCAACGAUGGGGGGGCCCCUCCCGGGGGCCCCUAGAGGCCCUUGCUGCUUCAGCAGAUGUACGUAAAGCGCUGCUGCUGUUGAAUUCUGUUGAUCUUGUUGCAGCAGAUGCUGGCAGCUGGGGCCCCGUGUCUGCUCAGUGGAGAGCGAUGCAGCAGCAGGAAUCUCUUAGGGAGGGGGGCCCCCAAAGGGGCCCUAAGGGGGCCCCCUUAAAGGGGGCCCCCCACCCCUAUCUGUGUGCAUUAGAAGACUUUAAAGAAAUGGAGAAGAGGCAGAGGAAGCAGCAGCUACGGCGCUCUCAGUACCCCCCUCAGCAGCAGCAGAAACAACAACAGCAGCAGCUGCAGCAGCAGCAGCAGCAGCAGCAGGAGGGUGUGUUUCCUGGAGUUUUAAGUGCUGUUGUUUUUGUUUCUGUUUUUCUUGAUGAGGCUCUACCCCUUCUUUGUUCUUUUAUUUAUUUUACCCCUUCUCUUCGCCGUCUUAUUAUCUGCUCAAUGCUAUCUGAGGAGCAGCACAUGCUGCACUCCCGCUGCAUGCAGCAGCAACACUUCUCAACAAACCGCUUCAUUCAAACCCUCUGCAAACACAAACAACAACUCCUUACAUCCACAAUCAUGGGGGGCCCCCAAGGGAGCCCCUCAAGGGACCCCUCAGGGGGCCCCCCUCUAGGAGGAAUCGCAGGGGGCCCUUCGGGGGGCCCCUCCAGGGGCCCCUCAGGAAGCCUUAUAGGGGGCCCCUCAGGGGGCCCCAUAGGAGGAUUCGCAGGGGGCCCCUCAAGGGGCCCCUCAGGAAGCAUCUCAGGGGUUAGCAUGUCAGGGGGCCCCUCUGGGGGCCCCUCUGGGGGCCCCUCUUCAGGGGGCCCCCCCUUACCUGUAGAUGUUGCUUCUGAUUUGCAGGUUGAAGUGCUGCAUACGCCGCUGCAUGCGGUGAAGAUGAAUGAAAAUUGUUUUUUAUUGACAGGGUGCUCUAAAGUCCCCAUAAUAACCCCGGACUCGGUGCAGCGUCUGCUGUCGCGAGCAGCAACAGAAGAGAGGCUGCUCCAGCGCCAGUCUGCAGCAGCAGCAGCAGCAGCAGGUGAUGAGAUGGAUGUACAGCUCGAUGACAUAUCGCUGGCUAAUCUCCCCUUAGAGCACAGGGAGAUGUACAGUACUUUAGCAAGUCGCCUUGCUGAGUGUUGUUAUUGGUGGGGUUGCUCUCCCUCUGCUGUUUAUUGCUGCGGUGCUGCGGCGCGGCUGCUGGGCCGCGCAGUGACAGAGAGAAUUCCUACAAAUCGAAGGAAGCCUCCUGCUGCUGCUGCAGCAGCAGGAGAUGGGCAAGGCGAACAGCAAGAAGGCCAGGUUGCGCUGCUCAUUGUAGACAGGCUGCUCGAUCUUCAGUCUCCUUUAGCUCCCGGCUGUCUCCUGGGCCCUUUGGCGCCUUCAGACGGAGGAGAGGCAAUGCUGAAGCAGAUGCAGCAGCUGCAGCAGCAGCAGCAACAGCAGCAGCAGCAGCAGCAGCAGCAGCAGCAGAAUGGAGCCUGUGACUCUGCUGAGCGAAGCCCUGAAUUGACAGGCAUUCUGUCGGAGUUUCCGCUGCUGCGGCGUCUGCUGAAAUGCGGGGAAGUACAGACACCCCACAAGGGCCUGCAGCAGCAGCAGCAGCAGCAGCAGCAGCAAGAGGCGGAGGAGCAAGCGCUGCAGCAGCAGCAGAUUGAAGCGCGAGCUGCAGAAUACAUUGAAAGCGGACGGCUGCUGCAGCAUGCAGGCGGUGGCAUAGACAGAUUGGUGGCUGCAGCAGCAGCUGUCGACGGAUCUGCGGCCUCUCAGCAGCAGUUUUUAGAAUCGCUGUGUGCUGCCUUUGGGUUUCCGCUACUGCAGCAGCAGCUGCAGCAGCAGCAGCAGGAGCAGCAGAAGGAGCAGCAGGGGAGCGAUGACAACCCGCAGCAAUUCAAAGCCAAAGUGCUGCUGCUGCUGCUGCUGCUGCUGCAGCAGAUACGGAAAGAAGACAGCAAAUGGGGCAGCAGCGUUGCUGCUUUGCAGACUCGGUUGACUCUGUUUAGUUUGCUGGAGUGUAUAGAGGAGCUGCUGCUGCCGCCUCUUCUUGCGGCUGACCCCAUAUCUUCGGGGCCCGAUGCUCCAUUCGCGCCUUCCUGCUGCACCAAACACGACAGCAGCAGCAGCAGCAACAGCAGCAGCAGCAGACGCUGCAGCUGCUGGGAGUGUCUCCUUGAAGAAACCAUUGCAGCACAUCGUACAAACAACAACAGCAGCAGCAACAGCAGCAGCAGCAGCAGCAGCAGCAACAUAUCUCAGGCCAUUGCCCGACGUCUUUGGUGCAUUCAGCAGGCGCGAGCGAAUCUCCAAGUUGAUCAAAGUUUACCUGUCUUUCCUGCUCUGCUGCCUAUACACCUCAAUCAAUCUGCUGACAUCAUAGGGGCCCCCCAGGGGGCCCCUUAUUUUCUGAAGAUUUGCAAGUCGAUUAAUAGCUGCGAAGAUUUAAAGACAUUUGCUGCAGCACCGCUAGCUGAGGGGCCCUCUAUUGAGGGGCUAAUAAAGACAGGUAUCAGCACGGUAAAUUAUCUGUGGGGCGCUGCUAAGGGUCGAGCUGCUGCUGCAGCAGCUGCUGCUGCUGGAGCUGCAAAGGAGACACCGCAGCAGCAGCAACGGAAGCUGUCUCUUGUUGUAUUUAUAUUAGGAGGUCUGUCUCCUAUAGAGGCAAAGGCAAUUGACAGGGGGGCCCCUGAUGGGGGGCCCCCCGUUGAAGGUUUGUACAUUAGCAGCAGCUGUCUGGCUACUCCUUCUAGGCUUGCUGCUCAGCUCUUUGGAGAUCUCUUUGAAGAGCUAGAGGCUAGCUAG